Penicillium odoratum is the source of this 1506-nucleotide messenger RNA. Its product is annotated as metallophosphoesterase family protein. NCBI's taxonomy places the organism in Eukaryota, Fungi, Ascomycota, Eurotiomycetes, Eurotiales, Aspergillaceae. Gene Ontology annotation, cellular component: cytoplasm. The transcript is spliced from 4 exons. Gene Ontology annotation, molecular function: hydrolase activity, acting on ester bonds. The record is from RefSeq and is a predicted model, not a curated record. The coding region runs from base 1 to 1506 and encodes 501 amino acids.
AUGGACGAGAAAUCCCGGACCGGUAAACGAGUUGCGGCAGCUUGGCACUCCCUGUCCAUCGCCGUUUCCGGCAACCCGCCCACCGUUCCUGAAGAAGACUUGCAGGCGGCGGUUAUCGAUGACGAACAUGAUGUUGACUACAAGUCCAAUCCAGAUGUUGCUGCACCACGUGCUUUCAGAAGGACUGGGACUGCGACGCUGUUGCGCCGUAGUGAGAUAAAACGCCUGGCAUGUCUCUGUCUCUGUCUUGUUUUGUGGAUGGCUGGUGUUCCAGAUAUGUUAGCUCGAGUUCUUGGUCGGUCCGUGGGAUUGCAGAAUCAGAAGGCUUCGGCACUGGAUCGGACUUUGCGGUUGACUGAAGAUGGCACAUUUCAAAUAAGUGUUUUUGAAGACUUGCAUUUUGCGGAAGAUUCCAAUAAAGAUGUCCUUACCAACAAGGUCAUGGACCAUGUUCUCUUCAAGGAGAAGCCGCAGCUUGUGGUUAUAAAUGGAGAUUUGAUCUCCGGUGAAGCUACCAAGAGCUCCAACUCCAGCAAGUAUCUGGAUCAAGUCGUCUCUCCCAUGGUGAACGGGAAGUAUCUGUGGGCCUCGACUUAUGGAAACCAUGACAGCGAGAUCAAUCUGGAUCCACGAAAGGAUAUAUACGACCAGGAAAAGAAAUACCAGAAUAGCCUGACCCAGAGCUUGGUCUCCGGUUCAAAGGCUGGAGUCACAAAUUACUACUUGCCAGUGUUUUCACACAGUGGAUCCGAAUGUGAUACACCUGUGCUUCUGCUAUGGUUCUUUGAUUCAAAAGGUGGACACGAGCCAACCAACCAAGUAUCCAAACGCAAUUCGAUCGCAAGGCCUGACUGGGUUGACGAGUCUGUGGUUGAAUGGUUCAACCAGACAAAAUCGAAUCUGAAGGACAAGUAUGGGAAGGUUGUUCCAUCAUUGGCUUUCUAUCAUAUUCCCGCCGAUGCUAUGCGAGUAUAUCAAGACAAUGGGGUUGAUUCCCACAAAUCCCCUGGCCUGAACGGAGAAACGGUGGUUCAGCAGGGAUCCGGAGCUAGUCCCUAUACUGGCCAGGAUUCACCAUUUAUGCGAGCCCUUUUAGAUACCUCGGGUCUCAUGGCUACUUUCAGUGGCCAUGACCACGAAAACGACUGGUGCUUCAAAUGGGACGGGAAAACAGUUGCUCAGAAUCUGUCCGGCAACGGGCUCAACAUGUGUUAUGGUCGGCAUACCGGUUAUGGUGGGUAUGGCAAUGCGGUGCGAGGUGGCAGACAGAUCCUCCUCACUCAGGAAACCCUGGCCGAUGAGGUUGAAACUUGGAUUCGAUUGGAAGAUGGGACUAUCUCGGCACAUGUCACUCUGAAUGGAACAUAUGGAGAUGAUCAAUACUCGCCUGUAACGCGGGUCGCGCCGCGAAUGGAAAGUGGAAGUUUCAGCCUUCAUUCAUCGUCUUUACUUCAUAUGAUCUACUUGUGGCUUCCGAUUCUGUUGGUUUGGCAAUGGAGACGUUGA